Molecule: messenger RNA, 947 nt
Organism: Periconia digitata
Lineage: Eukaryota; Fungi; Ascomycota; Dothideomycetes; Pleosporales; Periconiaceae
Source: the annotation of a GenBank genome assembly
GUCCUAUGCGCGCUUAGUGCUCCCUCUUCUUCUUGUCGCUCCUUUGCAUUGCGCUUUCUUUGCUUGCCUGCUUGCUUGCAUGACUCCGGCGUUGGGCUUUGGGAGUCUUUGGCGAGCCUCGCGAUCUUAACAGGAGCUACCUACAGCCAACGAACGCCUAAUAAUCCGCCUGCCUUUACCUGCAGCUGCUGCGUUCGGAGCACGACACCAACUAAAAAGUGCAACAAGACAAGACUGCAAUCAUGGCAGACAACAAGCGUCAGAGCAUCGCCGGCAAGAUUGCGACGCCUAAGCUGGGUCCUUCCAAGGACGUGACCGAUGCUGAUUCCAACUUGUACAAAGCCGUUGGAGCCCGCAUCAAAAUCACAUGCGCUCCCCAUAACAAUGUCCUCGAGGGCACCCUUUUCACCACAUGCAGUAUCACAAAUGCUAUUGCCAUCAAUACUGCACCCGCCCCGCCGAACCCCUCUGCGUCUCUCUCCAGCCAGCCUGGUAAUUACCACAUCAUCCCUUUUGCCCACAUUCUAAGCUUCGAGCUCAUCGGAGCGGGAGAGCGGGUUGCGGAAGCCGGACCUGGCUUUGACGGUGCUCUUCCCAGCAUCGCCAAGGUUGACGUGGACGCGAUCAGAGCGAGAGAAGAGCAAACUAUUCGUGAGAUGAAAAAGAAGGAUGCGCAGAAGGGCAAAGGAGUCACUAAGGAGGCUCAGGAGAUUUUCGAUGCCAUUGCCAGGACUCUUCCUACUCGCUGGGCGGAUGCUCAGAUCGUCGUAAACGAUGCUGUUCUCGUGCAGCCUCCUUACACCGUAGACAGCAUAAAAGCGCCUGCCGGCAAAGAGCAGAGUGUUGCCCAAGUCCGCAAAAUCAUGGAGCAAUUCUUCCAGCGUAAGAAGGUCGGCAGUGUUCGAGCACCCGUAGCUACACCCAUCGCUCCUCGCAAGGGUGGAUGA